AAGGGGUAAACCUGCAACUCCCUUAACACAUAUCCCCCUUUUGUUUGCUCCCAACAACAAGCUCUCUCUCUCUCCUCUCUCUCUCUCUCUCUCUCUCUCUCUCUCUCUCCAAAAUGAUUUUAUCUUCGUAAUUCUCCGGAUCAUCAACGAUCAAACUCAAUUGAAACCCUAGAAAAUGUUGUGUAUUCAUCUAUCCAGAUUCAAUUAACUCUUCCAAAUCUCAAUUCCUCUCAUCCCAAAUCUCCUACAAUCAAAACCCUAGCAAUCCGGAGCCUUCAGAUUUCAAAUUCCCCAAACAAAAACAUACAAUCAACACAAAAAGCCUUAGAUUUUGUGCAUACGCAUAACAACUGAUGCUUUAGAGGAAUGCGAUUCGAGCUAGAUGUAUAAUUUGUGCGAUAAAUAGCGUUCCGUUAGUGAUUUCGAGAUUGAUCUAAUGGAAACGAGUAGUUUGUGUUGUUAGAUGAUGUUAAUUAGCGUAGGAUUUUACGAUUUUGAUUAGGUGUUGUUGAUGCAGAAUUGGAGUGUAUGUAUACAAGCUUCGAAAGCAGUAGAUUUACAACUAGGUUUGUUAAUUUUUAAUCUGGUAGAAGGUUAGGUUUUUGUUAGUUUUGCGAAAUGAGCUUGGAGAACGAAGAUGAUACCUCGGUUAUGGAGGCGUUCGAAUUGGUUAAUGAAUCGGAAAAGAAACCGAGAGUUUCGUAUACUAGAGAUUUUCUACUUUCGUUGAGUGAGUUGGAAAUUUGCAAAAAGCUUCCCAGUGGAUUUGACCAAUCGAUUUUGAGGGAAUUUGAAGAGAAUAGUAUACAGGAUAGGCCAAGAGCUCAUGGGAAUUCCGCGUUACAGGGUUUCCGUCGUAAUGAUUACAGCUCUUCACCGCCCACUAGGGGUGAUUCAAGUAAUUUUUCUCGUGGAGGCUAUGGAAGAUGGGACAAUCGGUCUACUGGAUGGAGUGAUAAGGAUGGGGAUUCGCAGUCUGAUACGCAUCCAGAUUCCGGAAGGUCUAAUUAUGGCAAUCAAUCUCGGCGACCAUGGCAAAAUUCCGAGCAUGAUGGACUUCUUGGUAGCGGUUCUUUUCCAAGACCUUCGGGAUUUGCAGGUGGAACCUCUGCUCCAAAGGGCUCCACAAAUGAACACCAUCAUCUCAAUAGGAGUAACGAGGCAUAUCAGCCCCCUCGCCCUUUCAAGGCUGGUCCACCUUCUCGUCCAAACACUCACGACUCAUUCAAUGACGAAACAUUUGGUUCCAUUGAGUCUACAAGUCAGGAUAGAGCAGAAGAAAGAAAGAGAAGAGCUUCUUUUGAGUUAAUGAGGAAGGAACAGCAGAAAGUGCUACAAGAAAAGCAGAAAAUGAAUGCAAAUAAGGUUAAAGGUGACGAAUUUACCGAUCUUGUUUUGGAAGAGGUUAAGGAAGAAGUGGUUUCAGAGGCUAGCGGUGAAUUGAAAACUGCAGUUCAAUCUGUUACAAAGGAUGAUUCUGGGAAAUCAUCUGUUUUGGUGCAGUCUUCCAAACCGCGCCCACUUGUACCGCCAGGGUUUAAAAGUACAAUUCUUGAAAAGAGUUCAACCACAAAACCGGUUUCUUCGAUUGAAAAAGAGCAGAAUCCAAAACCCGGAAUCGAGGAGAUUCAUUUGCUUGCCAAGGGUAACUACACUCAAAACGGGACUCUAGAUAACCAGAUGAACACACCAGCUGAUCAUCAUUUGCAUAGAAACUCUGGUUUUUCAGACGCUGUCGAUGGUGAAGUUUUUGAACUCGUGACAAAUAAUAAAAUUAUCAGCAACUCCAGUCAGGAAAGUUCAACCUCCCUCUUAGGGAAAUUUUUCGGCAGUGGUCCAACAAUUAAAGAUGCUGGCCCCACAGGUUUUCUUGAGCAGAAGAGUAAACCAGACGACCCUUUUAGUCAACUCAAUGUCCAAUCAUCUAAAUUUGCUCAGUGGUUUAAUGAAGACGAAAAGAAAGCGGUGGAUGACCUCUCAUCUAGCAGACCAAAUGACUUGCUUUCACUGAUCGGCGGUGGUGACAAAGCUAUCUCUCAAGUUCCGAAUAUCAUAUCUGUCGAUCCCGUUGCACCGGAAUUACCAUACAAGGGAUUUGGAAUUACCGAAACGCACUCAAGCUCGAAACAUUUGUUCAACAAUUUCAGGCAGGAGUCUGCAGUUGCACCACCUCCCGUUGCACCACCUCCAGUCGCUGCAGUCCUUACAUGUGAAGACCUUGAACAGACUAUAAUGUCAGAAUACAGUGUAAAAAGUUCAAAUUCGCAGCCACCUGGUUGGAGUGUUUCCAGCCAAGAAAAUGCGGAUGCUAUACCAGUAAAUAAUCAUGCAACUCAUCACUUGCUUUCGUUGUUACAAAAAGGAACCGCUGUUGAUGAAGGACCGAAUACAAACAUCAGGCCCGUUGAGGCCCAUCCUAGUUCCGAAAAGCCAAAAGAUGGUCAUGGUAAUAAUCAGGAAGCUGCUACUGCGGGUGCUGGUCAGAAUCUGUCACUCGAAGCCCUUUUUGGGACUGCUUUCAUGAAAGAGCUGCAGUCAGCUCAAGCACCCGUUUCUGCACAGAGGGCCCCACAGCCUCAUGAAUCAUCUGCAUCUAAUGUUGAUGGAAUGGGACCCACCAUGACAAAUUAUGAAAGCAACAAACAGCCUGUCAAGUCAGAUGAACCUGAAAACUGGUUAAACUUUGAUGGUCAACGGGUGGGUGUUGACUCGUCCCGUAAACAAGUCAUUGGCACAGGUGAAAUUCAGCUUCCUGAAGAGGAGAGCUUGAUUAUAGGUGGCGAUCCGGCAAAUACCCGUAAUCCGAAUAUAGGGAAAAUGUUACCAGCUGAAGUGGCGUUUGAUAUAUCGGAGAAACUUGCAAUUCUUAAUUCUGGUAAUCGUAUUGUUCGUGGGCCGUAUGACAUGUUGGAGCCUGAAAGACAAUUUAACAAUCAUACUCGUAGACCAAUGUUUCAUCCAUUAGAUCCAAACCCAAACCCAAACCCGCAACAUUUGAAUUCCCAGAUGAGAUUUCCCGAGCAUCUCAUGCAACGUGACGCCCAUCUUAAUCAACAAUUUCCCGGAAGCAUGCCGGUUCCUUUUCAUCACCCUGAUGCUAGGGUUACAGGGUUUGACAUUCCCGUUAAUGUUCAUCCUCAAAUGUUACCACAAAUGAGGAUGCAAGGCAACAUUCCACCACCUCACAUGCUGCGUGAUCUUCAGAGACCUCAUGCAUCCAAUGUUAUGCCGGAUCAUGGAUUCCCUUUUCCUAAUCAGCAGACCAACAUCGGUGGACUCGGUUUGCCGUUAUCUGUUGCUGAUGGUAGCAGUGGAAGCAACCAUCCGGAAGCAUUACAGAGGAUGAUGGAGAUGGAACGGUGGGCCCAGCAGUCGAAGCAGGUACGCCCGGUCAACACAGGACAUAACCAACAAGGGGUGUAUGGGCACGGGCCUGAGCUGGAUAUGGGCUUCCGAUACAGAUAGAUAUGGUAAGGAUAUGAAUGAUAGUUGUGGUGUGGUGUACAUGGGAUGUUGUUUGCUACCUGAAAUCCACAUUUGUAGCGGGCCACCGAGGUUAGCGUGUUGGUUACCGAAACCGUAAGAAAACAGAGAUGUGGAAGUUGUUUUCGUCAUGAUUUUUGUUCAGAUUGUUGGACAAAGUAUUCUAGUUAAAGUUUCGUCUUCUUUGAUACCAUUUGCUGAGAUUCUGAAUGUAGAUUCGUGAUGUUUUAUGUUGUAAUGCAUAUCUACUUACAGGUUAGUUUUGUUUAA
Molecule: messenger RNA, 3753 nt
Organism: Helianthus annuus (common sunflower)
Lineage: Eukaryota; Viridiplantae; Streptophyta; Magnoliopsida; Asterales; Asteraceae
Exons: 10
Coding region: 619-3465 (948 amino acids)
Source: RefSeq, a predicted model, not a curated record